Messenger RNA from Alternaria atra, 2586 nucleotides. RefSeq lists its product as uncharacterized. NCBI's taxonomy places the organism in Eukaryota, Fungi, Ascomycota, Dothideomycetes, Pleosporales, Pleosporaceae. The record is from RefSeq and is a predicted model, not a curated record. The coding region runs from base 1 to 2586 and encodes 861 amino acids. Gene Ontology annotation, molecular function: protein binding. The transcript has 5 exons.
AUGGCAGAUACCCUUCCCAAGAUUAAGGUGACAGACCCACCUGUCGCUGGCAGAGGCUCCUUUCAGAACCAGGAGAAUGGGUCGUCAAUCACAGUAGAUGGACCCAUAGGCCCAUUGUCCAACAAGAAGCUCGUCGCAAAGCUUCGAAGCCCCACCUCACCUUCAGCGCAACAGACCAGCGAUUCACAAAACGGAAACCUUGGCGAUGGCACGAGACUGUCCGAAACCCCCAUAGACCCGCUCUCGCAACAAAUCCUCCAGAGAACGAAUACGUCGCCCGCGGUACAGAAACUACGAUCGCAAACCACCGAGCCCUUGUCGAGUCAAUCACCGACUUCGCCGAACGAUGCAAACGCGGACAAGAAGCUGAGUGGAGAGACGCCACGCGACACAAGCGGGGGUAAGGCAGACAAAAAGAAAGUGUCAUUUCUUAGUCGCUUCAUCGGAGGCAACAAAAAGAAGAGCAGCACCCUCGAUGGCGCAAGCGAAAAUGGCUCCGAGGCAGACGAUCUUCGAUUAGAGGGUAUGGACGCCCAGCUCUAUGUCGACAACUUCAGCUUCAGUCCCAAGAUACCUCAUCCACCGGCAUACAUCAAAGUGAGGACGAAGUUCAAGAAGGAGAAGGAAUUCGAUCGUGUUUUCCUGGCUCAGCAGUUGCGUUCUGGGUCGGACAAGAAGAGUCCGCCCGCGGCUGGAUCGAACCCUGCGCCCCAGUCAGGGUCGGCAGCUACACAGAAUCCUAUCUGGGCGGUCGAGUUCAGCAAGGAUGGAAGGUAUCUUGCCGUUGGUGGGCAGGAUAGGGUUAUCAGAGUAUGGGCGGUGAUUGAGAGCUCGGAAGGACGCCGCGCGCAUGAAAGCGCUGAUAAUGGAGAGGCCAAGCAUCUCAGUGCACCAGUCUUCCACCAGAAGCCCGUUCGCGAGUACCAGGGACAUACGUCGACCAUCUUGGAUUUGAGUUGGAGCAAGAACAACUUCCUGCUAUCCUCAUCCAUGGACAAGACGGUACGGCUAUGGCAUGUGAGCCGAGACGAGAACCUAUGCACAUUCAAGCAUUCUGAUUUCGUUCCUUCGAUUCAAUUCCAUCCUACCGACGACCGAUUCUUCCUCGCCGGAUCUCUUGACGCAAAGUUACGACUAUGGAGUAUUCCUGAUAAAAGCGUGGCGUUUUCGGUCACUGUCCCGGAUAUGAUUACAUCGGUAGCCUUCACACCCGAUGGGAAGACUUGUAUAGCUGGUACUCUUGGUGGUCACUGCAUGUUCUACGAUACUGAAGGACUAAAAUGGCAGGCCCAACUCCACGUAAAAUCAACCCGCGGACAGAAUGCGAAAGGGAGUAAGAUUACUGGAAUCCAGGCGACAUAUUGGCCUCCAGGAAGUGAGAGUGGCGAUGUUAAGCUACUGGUAUCGAGCAAUGAUUCAAGGCUGCGCAUUUACAACAUGAAGGAUAAAACUCUAGAGAUGAAAUUUCGUGGCCAUGAAAACAAUUGUAGCCAGAUUCGAGCCACGUUUGCUGAUAGCAGUGGGCAUAUCAUUUGCGGGAGCGAGGAUCGGAAAACCUACAUCUGGUCAACCGUGUCCACAGCUGAAGGCGAGAAGAGGAACCAGCGUCCAGUGGAGAUGUUCGAAGCUCAUGAUUCGAUAACAACCUGCACUGUUAUCGCACCCAUUCGGACCAGGCAACUGCUUAGCGCCUCAGAAGAUCCUAUAUUCGACCUCUGUAACCCACCGCCGGUUACAUUAGUGUCGAAAGCUGAAUCUGUCAUCUCGUCAAGAGCGCCUACGGAGGCGGGAUCCGCACAUCCGACACCUGUACCCACAGAUACCCAUUUUAAGAGAGCUACGGAGAGCCCAGCAUAUAUUGCACGUUCGGCACAUCGAGGCGGCAACAUCAUCGUCACGGCAGACUAUACCGGAGCACUAAAAGUGUUCAGACAAGAUUGUGCCCACCAAAAGCGCAUACGGAUGAGCGAGCAAUGGGACACAGCGUCCAUGAAGAGAGCAUCAGGCAUCGGACGACCCAGCAGUAUCAUAUCGCGAACUAGUCGGUCACGGCGAGACAGCGUAUCCACACAACCACCCAACGACCGCAUUAUGACAUGGCGACAAGGCAUAUCGCACGGUAGUCUCGACUCCACUAACUCCCUUCCUCGUCGCAGCGCCUCACCCCGAAAGUCGCUAGCUGCCAUGAGCUUUCACUCAACACCACAUGAGUCCCCCGUCUUACACCCUACAAAGACAAACGACACCUUCGACACCAAACCAACGGGUACACCCAAGACAUCCGUAUCCAUGGAUCGUACCACCACAUCACUACGAAGCAUCUCAUAUUCUGAAGCUUCGUCUCCUCUCAAAGAACCUUUCACCGCUGGUGCCGAUCACGAAGCGAACGUGCGGUCUAACAACCCUCUUGCCGUGUACAAUGGACAAAGUUGGCUUUUCUGGACGAACCGCGAUAAAAGUGCGCUGACGGCCGGGAAUGCAAAGGACGCGGAGAGACCGGAGCUGCUGGGUCGUAUGAGUACAAUCAGUCAGAUUAGUAGGCUGACGGAUGAGCGGAGUGAUGGAGAGAGGGAGGGUGGGACAUGA